Messenger RNA from Scaptodrosophila lebanonensis, 820 nucleotides. RefSeq names its product probable chitinase 10. The transcript has a single exon. Gene Ontology annotation, cellular component: extracellular region. Bases 1 to 750 code for a protein of 249 amino acids. Gene Ontology annotation, molecular function: chitin binding. Lineage: Eukaryota; Metazoa; Arthropoda; Insecta; Diptera; Drosophilidae. The record is from RefSeq and is a predicted model, not a curated record.
AUGACGACAGCCAGAAUCUUGCGAAAGCCAAUUAGCUCUGUGAGCAUACGUCAAAACAUAGGCGGCCUAUGUCAGAAUCAUUUGGUCGGCGAGUUUGUCGAGCAUACCGAGGACUGUCAGCUGUUUUACUUAUGCGUUGAAAAUGGUGAAGCAGUAUUGGCAACAUGUCCAUCUACAAUGCUUUUUAAUCCAGAAAGCAAAUUAUGUGAUACUGAAUCGAAUGUAAGAUGCAAAAACAUUACUACCGGCAUUGAAAACAUUGUCAGCACCCCGCCUAAUAGUAUUGAAAAUUUUCAAAACAACGAAGUCACAUAUAUGAUUAAAUACUGCACUGUCUCAACUUCUCAUCAAAAUGACAAUACCAUUAUUUACAUGGGCAGCUCAACCAGUUGCAGUCAGUAUUACAUUUGCUACCAUGGACAACCCAUACUACAGACAUGCAGUGAAGAGCUACAUUGGAAUGCAGUAACAGGUAAAUGUGAUCUACCGGAACUAGCCCAAUGCACGUUGAAAAAACAGGAACCGUCCAAAUUGCAAGUUGACAACGAAUUUAUUCACUGUCCCGACUAUGGGCAACAUCUUUUCCCUCACAUGCAACGUUGUGAAUUCUUUAUAUAUUGUGUUAAAGGACAUGCUACAUUACAGCAAUGUCCGUUUUAUUAUUAUUUCGACGUGAACACAAAAAGCUGUCAAUGGUCACGAACAGCAAUGUGUGUGCGUGAUUUGGAACUUCCUCUACAUUCACGUUAAUCACGUACACGUUAAGUAUCCACUUUUCAAAUUCGGUUGGAUUCAAAUGUAUUUUUAUUAUGUCUAAUGU